AUGCAGGCCCUCGAUCGGCGAGAGAUCCUGGACAAGCUGGAGAAGAUAGUUCUAUCAACACACUUCACCUUCCUCGUUGGACGGGAAAGUACCCCAAUCACCAUACAUGCAGAUGUUGUGAAGGACAUCUCAGCUCCUCUGCAUGCGAUGAUCAACAACGGAGUGAUGAUAGAGUCAGCCACCAAAGUUGCGGUUUUGGAAGACGUCGAGGUCAAAGUCUUUCAGAAGUUUUGUCAAUUUGCGUAUACUGGAGACUAUACUGUUGAUGAAAUUGAUCCUGAUAAAGAGGACGAAGUAAAGGAUUCGGCAGACACCACCGCUCAAGACAGAUCUGACGCCAAAAAUCCUUCAAUUUUCAUUAGUGAAAGUCAGGCCAAGACAUCAAACACUCCCUCUACGCCCAUUUCCCGACAAAUCAAGACCACUACUCGUCGAAACACAACUACAUCUCCUGAAUAUCUCCGGUUAAGAACUCGGAUUAGAGGACAGUUUCAAAAGCUCAGGCACAGCUACUCACCGGGACACCAGUUGAAUUAUAUCGCAAAAAUUCAUGUUGAUAUUUUCAUUUUUGCCAACAAAUAUUUGAUUGAGUCAUUGCGGCGCAAGUCUCUAGACUAUCUCCACUAUGAGAUAGAGAAUAUCAAACCUUGCCCGACACCCAAAACGAUCGUGAGUCUGCUUACAUAUAUUCACGACUGCACGACACCCUUUGAGCGCGUUGGUAUGUUUGAGAUUCGUGAAUUGAUCUAUCGAUAUGCUUCUUGUCAUAUCAUGGAUGUGGCCUCCGAACCAUCUUUCCAAUACCUUAUCCGUGAGCGGCCGUAUAUUGUACAUAAUCUCUUCAAAGCACUGACUAUGUAG
Talaromyces amestolkiae is the source of this 861-nucleotide messenger RNA. RefSeq lists its product as uncharacterized. The transcript is spliced from 2 exons. Gene Ontology annotation, molecular function: protein binding. NCBI's taxonomy places the organism in Eukaryota, Fungi, Ascomycota, Eurotiomycetes, Eurotiales, Trichocomaceae. The coding region runs from base 1 to 861 and encodes 286 amino acids. The record is from RefSeq and is a predicted model, not a curated record.